Fusarium pseudograminearum CS3096 is the source of this 1068-nucleotide messenger RNA. RefSeq lists its product as uncharacterized. Gene Ontology annotation, biological process: regulation of DNA-templated transcription; nucleotide-excision repair. The coding region runs from base 1 to 1068 and encodes 355 amino acids. NCBI's taxonomy places the organism in Eukaryota, Fungi, Ascomycota, Sordariomycetes, Hypocreales, Nectriaceae. The transcript has a single exon. Gene Ontology annotation, cellular component: transcription factor TFIIH holo complex; transcription factor TFIIH core complex. The record is from RefSeq and is a predicted model, not a curated record.
AUGGACGCCGUCGAUGUUUCGGAGCACUACGAGGUCAGCACGCGCGAAGACACUCCCUCGCUACUCUCCAUCGUCCUCGACACGAACCCUCGAGCAUGGGCAUCCCUCAACAGCCUCCUGCCAUUGUCGCGCGCCAUCGCCAACAUUCUCGUCUUCGUCAACGCCCAUCUCGCUUUUAGCAACGCCAACCGAGUGGCCCUGAUCGCCGCUCAUGUUGACCGCGCAGAAUGGCUGUAUCCGACUCCACCCAAGCCCUCACGCGACGCCUCGGGCGAUGUCGAAAUGAACGACGCUUCUCAAACACAAACGUCCGCGAACAAGUUCCCUGAGUUUGCGCAAAUCGAAACCGCUGUUCUGUCUGGCAUACGCAAACUCAUGGAUCAGACCAAGGAAGCGGACCUGUCUGCUACGACAACCCAAAUAUCUGGAGCUUUAACGCUGGCGCUAUGCCACAUCAAUAAGGCUGCGCAGGCUCUUUGUUCACCCACAGCCAACUUAGAGGACAGCCAUAAAGGCUCCUCUAGUACAUCGCCUCCGACUGUCCGCGGCCGAAUCCUCGUCAUCUCUGUAUCCGACUCCGAGCCAUCACAAUAUAUUCCCACCAUGAAUGCUGUCUUUGCAGCUGCACAUACCCAGGUUGCCAUCGAUACUCUCUCACUUACCGGCGAGCCGACCUUCCUCGAACAAGCCUGCUACAAUACUGGCGGUACAUACUUAGCGGCCACACAUCCUCAGGGCCUACUCAACUACCUCAUGUUCGGUCUCAUGUCUGACACAGAAGCUCGCGAAGCCCUUAUUAACUCGGUACAUGAUACUGUCGAUUUCCGUGCCGCUUGCUUUUGUCACGGUCGUGUUGUUGACACCGGCUUUGUCUGCUCGAUCUGCCUCAGCAUCUUUUGUGAGACGCCAGAGAACUCGGAGUGUUUCACAUGCGGAACAAAGCUGUCACUGGGCAACUAUGGCGCUAAGCCUGCCGUUGUGCCCCGUAAAAAGAAGAAGAAGCGCAAGGUGGUUAAUGGUGGAUCACGAGAAGAGACGGGAAGCGCAACAGGGACACCUCGUCCUUGA